This is a messenger RNA of Cylindrotheca closterium, 1380 nucleotides long. The record is from the annotation of a GenBank genome assembly. Lineage: Eukaryota; Bacillariophyta; Bacillariophyceae; Bacillariales; Bacillariaceae.
AUGAUGAUGAUCAGACACAUUUCCAAACCAACAACCAUCAUAUUUAAACAUCCUUUCGAUUCAAAUACAUCACCAUUAGUAUAUCCGCCACAAUUGUUGUAUCUGCAAGAUGACGAGGCACCAGCAAGUGACUAUGAAAAUUCGAACAUCAUCGAUUUGUUGCAAGAUGAUGAAACGCAUGAUCGGCAAAGAGAUAAUAUGGACCACGUGAAGGAUAGUAGAGAGACCCAGUCAUCAGAUGUCGACGACGAUCACGUGUCUGCGUACUAUGCCUUUGAUGAUGAUGCAAUCAAAGGUGGGCAAACAGAGACAGAGGAGCCCUGCCGAAGGAUAUCCGAGCAUCGAAAUGAUUUUCAAAACUGCAACAACUUUCAUGAACAACAUCUCUUGGAAGGAGGCAUCAAGUUUUUAGGAGAGGGUGCCUUUCGUGAAGUCUUUGGCUUGUCGCAUCCGUUCAGAGAACCCAACGAACAGUUUGUACUCAAAGAGCUCAGAUUCGAUGAAGAUAUCAAUGACGAGAACAGUGAGUUCAUACGAAUGGAUGCAGCUGUUGCCGAGCGACUAUCGGCAAGUCCGCGCACUUUUGAUAUCUAUGGCUUUUGUGGUGUCGGUAUCCUUUCCGAGUACUUCUUCCAUGGCGACAUUGAAGAGGUUGCAUACGAGGAUGAAGGAGAAGUUAGUGAAGAUCUACGGGAGAUUGAAGAAUUUGAAGUACAAACCAAUCUCACCGGCAGAGAAAAGGUGGUGCUGGCACUGGAAAUGGCUGAGGGAAUAGCCCUGCUGCAUGGUAACGCCGGUGGUGUCAUUGUUCACGACGACAUUCAGUUAUCACAGUUCCUACUCAACAAGGAUAAGACGAUGCUAAAGAUCAAUGACUUCAAUCGGGCAGAAUACAUGCUAUAUGACGAAUCCAAAGAGACAUACUGCAAGUAUCACAAUGGUGGAGGGAAUGGAAAUUGGCGGGCUCCAGAAGAGUAUAAAAACGAAGGAUUGAAUGAGAAAAUAGAUGUCUGGUCGCUGGGAAAUAACAUGUACACUUUGCUCACGGGUUUGGAUCCGUUUCCUUGGUUGCAUUCGAAGGAAAUGCAGGUACGUGAAUCAAAUCAUCGAUUUUUCAGGUCACUAUAUAGAUGGCUCAAUAUUUGUGUUUACCCUCCUGUUCUUGGAUACUGUAGCCAUUGGUGCAUCGAUCCCCGAUUCUGGGCCCGUAGUAAGGAAGAAGGUAGGCUUGCUGAGAUCAUCAAGCAAUGCUUCGAAUACAAUCCAGACUUGAGACCUAGCGUAUUUGACAUUGUUGAGCAACUCCGAGAGGUUGUAACAGAAAGCUUGGGAGAUGAGAAUGUCACCAGAGCACAAGUUCUGCAAGGCCUUAGUGACUGA